ACUACUAUGUAAUGUUAGGACUUGAUCAAAAAUUAUCAAUCAGUUUGAAUCAGUUAACAGAAACUUUGAUAGUUUCAGAGAAAUCGAUUGAGAAAUUUAAAAAAUCACAUAAAACGCCCCCGCAUGCGAAUAAACGAAUGGUCACGUCUUAAUUCGGCGGUUUGAUUGGAGCCGAAGUAGUUUUUUAUGGCGUCUGACACAUUCCGUCAAUUUAUCAGCGAAAGUUAUCUAAACACUUGUAUCAACAUCAUAAAAAAUAAUAAUUAGGUGUUAUUUUAGACUAAAAUGGGGGAAACGGAUAUACAUACUUCUUAUUAAUGUCACCCAUUAUUUACAUAAAUGCAACCGUUGACGCAUUAAAAGAGAAAUUUGACGUGUGCCAUCACUCACUUUCCUACUGUCAUCGUUCCUAUUAGGUUUAUAAUAGAUUUUUUUAUUGAGUUUGCUGUUUACAUAAUAAACAUUAGCAGAUAUGUCCUCCGAAGAUUUCCAAGAUGAACCGGUAACGGUGGAUGUAAUGAUAUUAGAUACUAAAAGCGAAAGUUCCGUGGAACCACCUAUAGAGGAAUGGCCGUCAUUGGUAAUAUCCAUUCCAGAAGAAAAUAAUAAACGUGCUAUGUAUAAAACAGAUCUAUAUAGUCCUGGUAGUGGCGAAAUAUGUACGAAAUACAUUAGCAUGUCCGAUAGUUCAAUUUUUAGACAUCCUUAUUAUAACUACCCAGCAGUUCUUGAUCCCGGCAUAGAAAAUGCUCUAUUUGCUGUUGACGAAAAGAAAAUAUAUCCUGAUGAUGGCCAAGAGUUAUACGUGGCUGUCUGCAAAGACAUGAAUCAACAUUGCGUCAAAAUUUUCCAAAAGGGUUUACUCGAAGAAGUUAUCGAUUUGAAGUAUUACUGUGUUAAUUCAGCUGGUGUUCGUCCAAUGGCUAUAGCUUUGCAACAUAAUAAAUACGUUAAAAUUUUAAAUGUAACUGAUAACUUUUUGAAUGAAGACGCCUGUUACCAUCUCGGCGAAAUGCUUACCACCAAUUGUUGCCUCUGUGAGCUGAUUUUAUCUGGUUGUAGAAUAGGACCAGCGGGUGCAAGGCGAUUAUUCGCUGGGUUGGCAGUAAAUAGAGCUCUUAAAAUACUUGAUUUAAGUAGAAAUCAACUAGGAGACACUGCUAUGGAAUAUAUAGCAAAUGCAAUUGUUCUUGGCCUCGACGUUAAGAAAAUAUAUUUGAGUUAUAAUAAUAUAAGUGGGAAAGGUGUUGGUGUUCUAGCAGAGGCAUUUCAAACACACAAUAAAUUUACUCAUUUAGACCUCUCAUGGAACAAUCUGUUUUCUCCUUUAGGCGUCUACAAUUUUCUUAGCAGUUUAUCAGAGAAUAAGUUCCUUCAAGAAUUGAAUCUCACAUGGAACUCUAUGUCUGGACCUCGACUUGGUACUGCCAUCAAAAAUUGUAUGGUAGCUCCAAAUUUGCGCCAUUUAAACCUAAGUAACAAUAAAUUGUCAGGGGAAGCCAUUACGAACUUGAUUGGUAAUAUGAGUAAAGCUAAAAAAUUAGUUACACUAGAUUUAUCUUACAAUCCAAUGACCCCAGAUGAUGCUCUAUUAGUGCUUACUAAAAUGAAAUCGCCUGCUGUUAAAUUACAGACACUUCUCAUGAAUAACGUGUUCGUAAAUAGUAAUUUUUUGGAUUUACUACAACAACUUAAAGAAAUGAAAUCGAAGAGGAAUACAGUUGUAACUUAUGGUGGCUCUAUCAACUAUUUCAAACCACAAGGUGUUAAUAUCAGGGAAUUGGUACUAAACCGUGCGGAGUAUUUAGCUAAAAAGUCGAGAAAACAUCCGGUAGAUAUAGCUCUUGUUGCAUUACAAUUAUUGAAAGAUAAAUAUGUAAUUAUGUCUGCUAAAGACUUUUCAACGGCUAUAUCCAAGUCUGGAGCUCCUCUGGAUGAUGAUCUUAUUGAUGAGAUAGUGAAUGCAUUUGCUGGACCUAAAUUGGCAAAAUCAAAAACCAUAGAUAUACGACUAUUGGCGGAUUAUGUUAAGAGGAAAUGGCCGGAACGGCAGUUGCCUCCGUCGCCGCUUCCUGAACCAGAACCUGAGCCUAUACCAAAACCUGUUAAAAAUCUGAAGGCAGGUAAAGGAGGCAAAAAAGGAAAGAAGUAAUUGUAUCUUUAAUUGUAACUUUACUGUUCUAUUCACAUAUAAAACUCGUUGUAACUAUUUUUAUAGAAAUAUUAUAUUAAUGUAACUAUAUUUUAAUUACUUUGUUGUUAUUCAGCUAUGCCUUUGUUUUUUAAGAUUGAUUUGACUUUUUUUUUUUAUUUAAGAAAACUUGUAUUUAUUUAAUAAAAUGUUUAAUAAAAGUUAUUAUUUCGUUUUAGAUAUAUAUGUAAUUAUAGUGAGUCGAGUCUAUGUUCCAAAUUCAAAAUUGACUUUCCAAGAAUUAGACCUAUCAUGGAACUUAUUGAGUCAGCGUGUAAGCAAUUGUACGAAAAUGUUUUUAACUAACUAAAAUAUGCAUCGGCUCUGUCUUUGUAACAAUAAACAAGAAGGCGUUGCUCUUAAAUCCAUAGCAGUUACUCUAAAUAAAGCAGUAAAACUGGAAACCUUAAAGUUAUUUUAAAAUCCUUUGACGCCUGUAGAUCCGCUAACUUCACUUUUGCGUCUGAAAGAUCGCUUAGUAAAAUUACAGCGCCUUGUUCUCGAUAAUAUAUUUGUAACUAAAGAAUUUUUAGACGUACGAGACGAGAUACUCUCGUACAAGUUUCGGAAGAAUACAGUUAUUACUUGGGGUGGGUUAAAGUCCAAUUUCUUGCCUUAUUAUUAAACAGAGCUGAGACUAUUUGUACUAAAUCAACGAAAAAUGUUGUCGAUAUAGCUCUAAUUAUUAUGCAGAUGUACAAAACAGAUAAAGUGCAGACAUAACCUUCAAGAAAAGAGUAUAUUCCUUUUUAAAAGGCCGGCAGCACACCUGCAAUGCCGCUGAUGUUGUGGGUGAUCAUGGGCGGCGGUAGUCACUUACCAUCAGGUGAGCCGCAUGCUCGUUUGCCCCCUGUGCUGUAAAAAAAAAAAAAAGGUCCAAAGGAAUUUAGUCGCAAAGUCAGGAGUCAAGUGCAUAACUAGAGACUUAAUAGAAGAAUUUGCUAAUAUUUUUGCUGGACCAAUUUUGUCGUCCGAUCGCAAACAAUAUCCAACUCCGUUUACUGAAACACCUAAAAUAGAAAUAUCUCCUAAAAAAAGACAAAAAGAAAGAGUAGUUUUGCGAGUUGAGAAACUAUUUAAGAAUUUAGUGACUGCAUAUACAUAGUUUAGGUACAGAUUGUGUUUCCUAGAAUUAUUCUAAUUGUUUCUUGUUAUAUUAUUUUAAUAAAUAAAUUGUGGCAUGUUCCCAGGGUUUAAAUAUCUCGCAUCGUGAGGUCUGCCUGUUCUACAAUAGUCUAAACGAGUGAUUUACAUCACCGACACAAAGAAGAGCGCGUGAUCUGUGCCCAUUGUGGUACGGCACGGUGUGCAUAAUAAGUUGUGCAUGCAAAUAUAUCUUGAAAGUGUUCACGUUCUGCAAGGUGAUAGUUAGGGAUUUACAAUUGUGAUUUACAUCGUUAUGGCCGGGCUGGUUAUAUUGUGUCCACUGUCAAAUACAGCGCGAUAUAAGAAUUAUGCUUAAAUUCGUAGCUUUUAAGUUAUUCGUGUGGUCACUAGGUAACUUCAUUACAUUACUGUAUACAUAUUAUUUUUAAAAAUUAUGUUCAUUUGUUAGCGAUGUAUAUAAGAAAGACGGCAUGCUGUGAUGCACGCUGUACGUCCGCUAAAGAAGACUUUCGGAUGAAGUCGAAACAAUUGUCGGAAACGAAUAACAGCAAAAUUAUAAAAUUCUCGUUAAUUGCGAUAAAUUGUGUCAAAUAAUGAUAAUGGACUAUUUUUUUUUAGAAAAUGGUCUUGAACAAACUAGGUAAUAAGUGCGUUAUUAAUUUUUAGGUUUUCCCUAGUGGCUAUAGUUUGCGGUUCUUCAAAAAGGGUAUACGAGGUUUCUUUAGAGUCACAAACACGCACGUGACACCCCUGGUGUUGCAUUCGUCCAUAGACAACAGUGACCGUUUACCAUUAGACGGAUUGUAUGCUUGUUUACCAUCUUUAACAAUAAUAAUAACUAUAAAGUUAUACCAAAAGUGUAACUGAAGAAUUGAAAUCGUAAAAAUAAAUUAUUAAAAUCAAUUUCCCAACCAUCAAAGUAUUGUAUUCACACAACCUGUUUCAUAUAAAAGUUAUUACAGUUAUUGUAAAUUACUGGAACUUAAUUUUGUAACUUGGUUUGAACGAGUCUGUCUAAAAAUGUAGAAGGACACGGCACCUGAUAUAGAAUGUAAAGUUGAAAGAUGCAGAUAUUUGAGAUGACCUAGACGAGACAAGAGAGGUAACAGACACCUUUCAAGGAGACGACCUUCAGUAAUGAAGUGGAGGAAGAGAGAGAGACGAAUUUAUCUAUCAUCGUCGUUAUAGAGCUAGUAAUAUCAAUUUUACCAGAGGGAGACUUUGUACAAAAGUCGUUUGCUCGGGUACCUCUGCCCCAUUCGUGUUUCAACCGUAAAGCAGCUGUGUUUGCAUGGCUGUGUUUCGGUUUGAAGGGUGGGAUAUAGCGUGA
Molecule: messenger RNA, 4628 nt
Organism: Galleria mellonella (greater wax moth)
Lineage: Eukaryota; Metazoa; Arthropoda; Insecta; Lepidoptera; Pyralidae
Product: leucine-rich repeat-containing protein 74B-like
Exons: 1
Coding region: 473-2152 (559 amino acids)
Molecular function (GO): protein binding
Source: RefSeq, a predicted model, not a curated record